This is a messenger RNA of Laccaria bicolor S238N-H82, 1782 nucleotides long. RefSeq lists its product as uncharacterized. The transcript is spliced from 7 exons. The record is from RefSeq and is a predicted model, not a curated record. Lineage: Eukaryota; Fungi; Basidiomycota; Agaricomycetes; Agaricales; Hydnangiaceae. Bases 1 to 1782 code for a protein of 593 amino acids.
AUGUCUGGACGUCCUAAACGCGCCAAAGCAAAUUGGCAUCCAGCUCAAGUUCUUCUGAGUAGCACUGCCAAGCGACGUACCUCAGAACAGGUAAAAGCUGAUAAUGAAGCGGCUGCAGCCACUUCUGCUUCUGCUACAGUGGCCGAGACUCAGAAGCAAACCGAAAAGAGGGCGCGCGUUGCCCAACUUGAGGAUAAGAUCCGCGCCGCCAAUGUCGCAAACAUGGAGCGAGCAAUCCGUCCUGACCUUCACAUGUCAGCUUCAGUCAAACAGUCUCAACCCACUGCCCCUCCUGCUGUUGCCCCAGUUCCUACAGGGGGGGUCUCAACAGAUGAUGGUGGAAUUCGCAUUAGGGGACUUACUUACAGAGUUACACGCCCACCAUCCAGCAUUUCGAUGAGGUCGGAGCCUGGUGUUGAUGAUCAGCCUGAGACCAACGACGGUGGUUUAUCGGAGGGCAAUGACUACUUACCACCUGAGUCCACAGCCGACAGCGAAAGCGAUGGGAUGGCAGUCGGUGAGCAGGAUGAAGAUGAGGAGUUUGUCAUGGAACAAAACAAGAGUGAGGCAAGCGAGGACGAGAUGGAAGCACUGCCUCCAUCACGCACCAAAAAAGGGAAAUCGGCUCCAAAGGUGACUCUAAAAUCACGCAUCAUCCCUUUCCUCACUUACUCUCUCAAGCCUCCUCACGGAACGUUUCGUCUUCAAGUCCAAGGUCUACGUCAGGAAGCCCCCGGUUCCGGUGCAGUGGUAGAACCAUUAUCAAACAAGCGCAAUCUGAAGGACCUGGCAGUCGAUGAUGCACCCAGUGCAAAACGUGGUAAAAAAUCCGAAGGGGGCCUCAUGGCGAAUUGGAAAAAGCUUGUGAACUACAAGACUACGCCCGCCUCUACUCAGAAAUCAGCCCCCGCCAAAGAAGCCGAAGCCGAAGUCCUCGUUGAAGGAGAGUUCGAUCGCGAAGAUUCUUCUGAGGCCCUGGCAGCUAUCCGAGCUUCCAAACCAUCGAUGGUGAAGGUGAAGGACAGUCAAAAGGCAACGCCAGCUGCCAUCAAGAUUGUUGAGAAAUCCGUCACCAAUCUUGACACCACCGGUCGAACAAAGCGCGUCAAGUAUACUGUUAGUGAUCUCCCUUUCCCUGGUGGUCCACAGUAUGCUGCCUACCACGCAAGGUGGCGCAAGCACAGACGCGCAUCCUUCAUGGAUUUCGCAGCUACCAGGCCAUGCGCCUACAGAGCGAACUCGGAUUUGACACCCAAAGUCGUCCGCACUGUCUGGAAUGACAACUUCCCCGAGCUCAACAUCGAAGCGCAUGAAAACUCACUUGAAAUCGUUACUUCGGUUGCCGGUGACGUUCUCACAGAUUGGCGCAGCAGCAUCGGAAUGAACGCGCUCGAUGUCCUCAGCGCUUUCUUUGCUGAGUACAACCUCAACAAGGACGAAAUCAUGGCUUUCGUCCCACACGCCUUGGAAGGCUUUAGAUUCAUUUAUGCAGACCCCGAUGCCCCUCCUAAUGAGAAAGGAGGCUUCAAAUCCGACCUCAUUCUCAAUCUAUUCGCAUACCACUUCAAGAAAACCAGCAACGCCCCCAGAUCAUACGGAUCCCAAGCUGGAGGGUUGGGGCUUUGCACUGCCGCCAUUCGGGGUAAACCCGAUCAAGGACGAGAAGGGAAACAAAAAGAAAAAUGUCGCUCAAUUCAACGACAGCGACUGGGGUCUCAAGACACGUGGUUGGAUCGAAUCCGCAUCUCGAUUGUCGCCAGAGGAUUGGGCGUACAUAUUUGA